ACUGUGGCGGCGGCGGCGGCUGCAGCGGAGGAAGUUUCUGCUUUGCACUCCACCCCGGUAGCAGCUUCGUGACCGGAGACAGCUUCCUCCGGACGCUCCGAGGGUUCGCUACCGCCGCGAGUCAGUCGGACCCUACUAUGGGGUUGCCCAAGGGGCCGGAGGGCCAGGGUCUCCCAGAGGUAGAAACAAGAGAAGAUGAAGAACAAAAUGUCAAGUUAACAGAAAUUCUGGAGCUUUUGGUGGCUGCUGGGUAUUUCAGGGCAAGAAUUAAAGGCUUGUCACCUUUUGACAAGGUUGUGGGAGGAAUGACUUGGUGCAUUACCACUUGCAACUUUGACAUAGAUGUUGAUUUGCUCUUUCAAGAAAACUCUACAAUAGGUCAAAAAAUAGCUCUAUCAGAAAAAAUUGUCUCAGUCCUGCCAAGGAUGAAAUGUCCACAUCAGCUGGAGCCCCACCAGAUCCAGGGGAUGGAUUUUAUUCACAUAUUUCCUGUUGUUCAGUGGCUGGUGAAGCGAGCUAUAGAAACUAAAGAAGAGAUGGGUGACUACAUCCGCUCCUACUCUAUAUCCCAGUUCCAGAAAACCUACAGUCUCCCUGAGGAUGAGGACUUCAUGAAGAGAAAAGAAAAAGCCAUCAAGACAGUGAUUGAUCUUUCGGAUGUUUACAAGCCCCGUCGGAAAUACAAACGCCAGCAGGGAGCAGAGAUGCUGCUUGAUGAAGAAUCUCGAAUCCAUGCUACACUUUUGGAAUAUGGCAGGAGAUAUGGAUUCAGUCGCCAGAGUAAAACAGAAAAGGUAGAGGAUAAGAAAAUGGCACUUCCCACAGGGCUCACGGCUACAGAAAAACCUGAUGUCCACGAAGAGGAUGAGCUUCAAGCUGCUGAAGAGCAGCGUAUUCAGUCACUGAUGACCACGAUGACUGCCAUGGCAAGUGAGGAGAGCCGUCUCACCGCCAGCUCCGUGGGCCAGAUUGUGGGACUCUGCUCUGCCGAGAUCAAGCAGAUUGUGUCUGAGUACGCGGAGAAGCAGUCUGAGCUGUCAACUGAAGACAGUCCAGAAAAACUAGGAACCUCCCAGCUCCAUCGACGGAAAGUCAUCUCCUUGAACAAACAGAUUCUGCAAAAAACUAAACAUCUAGAAGAGCUUCAGACAAGUCAUUCCAGCUUGCAAGCCAGAUACAACGAAACCAAGAAAACACUGACAGAGCUGAAGAGUUACAGUGAGAAACUGGACCAAGAACAAGCAGCCCUCGAGAAGAUAGAAUCCAAAGCUGACCCAAGUAUCCUGCAGAACUUGAGAGCACUUGUGGCCAUGAAUGAGAAUCUGAAAAGCCAGGAACAGGAGUUUAAAGCACAUUGUCGAGAGGAGAUGACAAGGCUGCAGCAAGAAAUCGAAAACCUAAAAGCUGAGAGAGCGCCAGGCGGAGGUGAAAAGCCACUCACCAGUGGAGAGCCUGAAGCCCUAAAUACGGUGAUGACUCAUAAUGAAGACCUAGAUAGACGGUAUAAUAUGGAGAAAGAGAAACUUUACAAGAUCCGUUUACUCCAGGCUCGAAGAAAUCGAGAAAUCGCAAUUUUGCAUCGCAAGAUUGAUGAAGUGCCCAGCAGAGCCGAGCUAAUACAGUACCAGAAGAGAUUUAUUGAACUCUACCGCCAGAUUUCAGCAGUACAUAAAGAAACCAAGCAGUUCUUCACUUUAUAUAAUACCCUGGACGAUAAGAAGGUGUAUUUGGAAAAAGAGAUUAGUCUGCUGAACUCAAUCCAUGAGAACUUCUCACAAGCCAUGGCCUCCCCUGCUGCCCGGGAUCAGUUUUUACGUCAGAUGGAACAGAUUGUAGAAGGAAUUAAGCAAAGUCGAAUGAAGAUGGAAAAGAAGAAGCAAGAAAACAAAAUGAGAAGAGACCAGUUGAAUGACCAGUACUUGGAAUUGUUAGAAAAACAGAGGCUAUAUUUCAAGACUGUGAAAGAGUUCAAGGAGGAGGGCCGCAAGAACGAGGUGCUGCUGUCCAAGGUGAAAGCCAAGGCCUCCUGAACAUUCCCCUCCAUCAUCCUGCGUCACCGAUUUUUUUUUUUAAUGCCAUAUGUCAACUACAAGAUCAUGAAAUGGUUGUGAUCCUGAAUAGAGAGAGGCAGGUGUAAUGAUUCCCAGCACCCUGGAUAUGUCCUUGCUCCUGUUUGCUUCCAUUUCAUCUCUGUGUUGGUUGUUGAUGGAAUAGACCAUGUAAACAUGCAGCCCGGAUAACACCCAUCAUCCUGUGAAGAAUUAUGGGUGGGACUUGGUUUUUGUGUUGAUCCGACUUUUAUUUCUCUAGUAACAUUGCCGAUAUGAAGGUUCCUGUGUUUGUAUGGGUUCUCUGAAUAAAGAGGAAUUCCUUUGUUCAACAAGUAUUAAUUGAGCAAUAAGCACUGAGGAAAACAGAAGUAUGUCACUUAGCCCUACACUCAGCAAGUGACCAGGGAGCAGUAUCGUCCACUGGGGCCCAGAACAUGGCCACCUUGGGAUUUUUCUUACCAGUCACCAGCCAUGUCAGUGCUGGUGACUUGGGCCCUUCAUCAGCCCAUGGUACCUUUCCUUCCUGGCUCCCUGAAGUGCCAGCUGGUAGGCUUAAUGAUGUAGCAACUAGCGUGACAUACCAGUGUUGUUAACCUAAUCCUUAUACACUACUCAUGUUCAUUUCAUCAAGAAUUGAAAACAAGGGCUUCAUUUUGAGGAUGUUUAAAUAACGACACCUUCAUGGCCACUUUCCCUCGAGUCACAGCCAGCCUGGGGCUGGCCUGUGCAGUCCCCUGCUUGCAAGCAGGUUCCAUGUGGCCUGCUGUCCACUUUAAGCCUGGGAGGGGGCACACACGCCACUCACUGCAGCCUGGGCAGGAGAGAGGUGAUCAUUCCAAGAGUCCAGCUUCAGGCAGGUACCGCUGCAUGUCAGAAGAGGAAGAGCAGUGAGGUGUGUGGAGGAUGUGGGAGACUUCGUGGAGGGGUCUAAAAGAGGAAACCUAUGUUAAUAGACAGAGGUAGGUAAGAAGACCAUUUUCAGUAGACACAACUAUGAUUGAAAACUCAAGAGGGAGCAGGGAAAAUACAAGGCAUGUUUGUUGGGAGAGAAGUAGAUGGGCCAGACUCUGCAGGAGGCCUUAGAAACCAGUCCAGGAGAUGGCUGAGGACCAGACUCUGAGGGCCUUGAAGGAAGAGCUGAGGGCAUCAUUUUGUCACCUGGAAAUAGACAGUCCAAACCAAACCUGGGGCCCCUCCUGCCCUGGCCCUCAGAGCCUGGCGACUCAGACCCAUCUCGCAGACCCCAGCACCAGGGUUGCACUUCAUCCACAUAAACCUGCACAUUUGGAUCACAGAACAAAAGCAUAAACAUGAUGGGAAAACAGGGCACUCGGUGCAGCACACAGCUGACUGUGUUUUCAGGCCCCUAAUGUACGUCACAUGCAUGGACUUAGACAUAACAGUCCAGUGCUGGGUUAGCAACAGCCGUUGGCUUCUGAGCAGCUGUGAGCCCUGCUGGUGUGCUGGGAGGGGCCAGCAUUUGAAGCUGUGCUUUCACUGGCCUGUGACUUUACUAAGGCUGGCCCCUGGGCUGUGCUCAUUUUUGAGUUUGAAAAGGCGUCAUAAUGUUGAGCCAAAUAAUUGCCGAAGAGCAGGUGGCGCUUUGAGGGCAAUGGAAAGGGAAGAGGGAGCAGUGUCACUGUAAAUUAUUGCAGGUUCAGGGAAACAUCUCCAUUACCGUGUUGAGAAGUUCUCAGACCCGCCUGCUCACCAUCAGCUCUUUGAGCAGUAAGGAGAUGAUAUAUUUACCUGUUCAGAGGUGGUAGAGGAGUAGGUGACAAGUCAGGGUCACUGACAUCGUGUUGGGUAAGACAUGGCUAAUCCAACACAGAAAGUCUCUCUAAAAGCGAGGGCAUGUAUUGGGGGCUGAAGAUUUUCCUUAGGCUUGGUUUUGGUGUCAGGAGAUACCAGUAGGUAUCUUUUCCCUAUUGUUAAUCAUCAAUGCCUAAUAGAGAUAAUAGUUUCCAUUCCUUGAGCAAGCUUUGCAUGAGACCUUGGGGCCAGUCUUAGCACUGUAUGUUUGCCACAGAUGCCCACAGUGGACAGUGCCUCUAUCAGGAGAUGCCCUGGGUCCCUAAUCAAGUCCCCCAGGGGUUACCUCCAAGGACCCCAUCCUGAUGUGUGCCAAGAAUAUAGUUGUGUAUACCACUAAGCCCACAGGCUUUUCUGGUUUUAAAAAGAGGGAAACGUCCUUUAUGAUUUUUAUGCUUCAGGAAGAACAGACUUUCCCAGGAAGCAACAGUGUCCUCUGCUCAGGCAACACCAUGAGGUUGCGAACUGCAGCCCUCCUGUGACUGACCGCCUGGCCCUGGAAUUCCCAGCAGCCUCUGGGUCAGGGAUCCCUACCUCCAUGCUUCCCAUGGAGUACAUGGGGAUGCUUUGGUUUGAGCCAAAAUCGGCCACUGUGAGCAGCACACAGCUAGAUGAUCACAAAGUAUCUGGGGAGAAACUUGGGGCCUACUUCUUGUCUUUGACCUGAGCUCAGUCUCACGUGUAUGACGAGGGACUGUGACCAGCACUGGAGGGAGGUCCAAGUGUUAGAGAACAGCUGUCACAGUAACACAACAGGGAUCUUUCCCUUUUGACAGGCCGUCUCCCAAGCUUGUCAGCCUCAACUCUUUUUAGGGGCUGAGCUUAUGGCUUUAAUCGGUUCAUGUCCACAGCUUGUAUUCUGUGGGAAGCCAGGUCCUGCCUGUAUCCACUGAGCCUGGUCAGCAGAACCGUGAGGCACAUGGCCAGUGUUAGUGGGGGGGCCUUUCCCAAGCUGAGGACAUGCCCCCAACAGUGCCAGAGCCCUUAGGGCCUCCUGAAACAGGAACCGAGGGUGGGGAGGGUCUCAGCAGCCCUCUUCUUACCUACCUCACACAGUGCUAUCUCUGGCCUCAGGCUGAACCAGGAGGUGCCUGUCAGGGCUGUCACGACCAGAGCUGACCUGUGGGGAAGGGCACUGCCACAGUAAGCGGUGACCGGUAAACCUUUUCCGCCUUGAUAUCUGCUGCCUCAGCAUGACUUGUGCCCUCUCGACAGGUGACUGUUGUCUAUAGGUGUCAGAGGGAAGUACUUUCAGCAAUAAGUUUGCACAGUUAACUUAGGCUGAGCCUGAGAUGGCCAUAGUUGACUUGAAGGAGUCUUUAAAGAAGAGCUACAGUCCAGUAACCAGCCUGUAGGAUGAGGUGCCCACCGCCUGUCCAUGUGGCUGGGCAAUACUCAGCUGGGGUGCUCAGUAAUGCCCAGCCACCCACCCCCCCUUGGUCCUUUCGCCCCACUCCAGAGCAUAUUUUUUUACAUAUGCUGAUGGGAUGAAAAUGCUGUAUAAAAAGUAUUAAUAACAGUCUUUCUUCACACAAUAAAUGUGUAAAAGCAGGAAACAUUGAGUAGCUGAUCUGCAGUAUCUUUGACAAUGUAGGGAAUCCUAGGGGCUCCCCACCCCAGCCUUACGUCAUUUCCUCCAACAUAACAAGCUCACACCUGCACUUGGCCUCUACUGUUGCCUCUGUCUUGACCAUUGCUCCAAGAUUGUGGGUGGUGGCUUUCCCUGACCACCUCAUCUUGUACAAAGCAGUUCAGUGUCAAGCCUGCAGCCCUGAUCACCUCCUCCUCUUUCCCUGCUGCCCACUUUGGUGGCAAAAGUCACUGUUUGAAUCUCUUAGUCUCCUGGGAGAUUUGAGAGUAACUUUGGAGCCACAAAAGCAAGCACCCUGCUGUGUCCUAGUGUCUGGCUAAAUGGAUGACUGAGGAAUUGUGGUCGGAUAUAAUGCUUCCCCAAAUUGCAACUUUGUGUCCUGCAUCAGCAGGCGGAACCAUAUUAUUUAUGCUGAAUUUGAGAACAGGGAGGCAGUUUUACUCAGCAACUUUAGAGGGUCUUCUGACCUCAAAGGUUAGAACCUUUCAAAGGUUCUACAGAUGUCCUUGUUCCCCAUGUAAGGAAAUAAAAGAGGAAAGGAACACAUUAAUGUCAGAGGUUAGAUCGUGUAUGUUUUAGUUCAAAAUAUGUCAUGAAAUCUAAAGGUAACUUGACUGGUUGAAAUGACCCAGCCACAUGGAUUGAAAGAAUGGGAAGCUGACCUCAAUAGGUUGGCAGAGUCUGGCCUGUACAACCCUCCAGCUUCCCAAUAGCUAUCAAAAAUGCAAAUGCACAAAUCUUGUGAGCCAGCAAUACUGCUUCUAAGAAUAUCCCUCUGUGCAAAGAUUUGCUUUGCAGCCUUGUUUGUAAUAGUGAAAAGUUGGAAAUUACCACCAAGAUGGGAAAAUGGUUAAGUAAAGGAUGACAUAGUCAUACAAUGAAAUAUUAAAGGAAAUUUAAAAGAAAGAAAGAUGCUGUCCUGUAUAUACUGCCAGGGAAUGAUGCCCAGCAUACAUGGUUGGGCUGGGAGUAGAGGGGGAAGAAGUUCUUGCUGUGUUUUUUUUUUU
Molecule: messenger RNA, 6461 nt
Organism: Condylura cristata (star-nosed mole)
Lineage: Eukaryota; Metazoa; Chordata; Mammalia; Eulipotyphla; Talpidae
Gene: CCDC93
Product: coiled-coil domain containing 93
Exons: 24
Coding region: 138-2030 (630 amino acids)
Biological process (GO): Golgi to plasma membrane transport
Source: RefSeq, a predicted model, not a curated record